AUGACCACGCCUACAAUUCCCAAAAAAGGCAUUGAAGAUGUUCUUCAACACAUAAUCCCUCAAAUCGAACGACAUAUUGAGUCUCAGGCCUCCGCUCAGACCAAGCGCCCAUUUGUCCUAGGUCUUACAGGUCUCCAAGGAAGCGGCAAGUCAACCUGGACCGAUGCGCUGGUCAAGACUCUGCGCGAUCAACAUAAAUAUAACACCAUCAAUGUCUCUCUGGAUGAUCUUUAUUUUGAUCAUCAUGAGCUUGUUCAGGUUCGCGGACGGAACCCGCAGAACCGACUGCUCCAGACACGCGGACAGCCAGGAACGCACGACACAGCUCUGGCAGUCUCUUUUUUCAAAGAUUUGUUGGACUCUUCCAAGGAGAUCCUGAUUCCAGCAUUUGAUAAGAGCAAAUUUGGCGGUGAAGGCGACCGAGCCGACCAAGACAGCUGGCCUCGAGUGCCGGCAGGCACAUCGGUGGACAUUGUCGUCUUCGAGGGCUGGUGUGUCGGUUUUCAACCGCUGGGAGAAGAAUCAAUUCGAUGCCGAUGGAACGAAGCCCAGGAUAAGAAGGCUAUGUCCGGGUACUUGACAGAGACCUUGAGAGAUCACGCGGUAGAGAGUUUACUGCAAGUAAACAGCAAUCUAAGGGAAUAUUCUGAAAUGUUUAUGGGAUCGCGGCAUUUCGAUUUCCUCGUUCACCUGGAUACAGAUGAUCUGGUGAAUGUUUAUGAAUGGCGGAUCCAGCAGGAGCAUGCUCUUCGGAAAAGGACAAAUCGAGGAAUGACGGAUGAGGCGGUUGUGAAAUUUGUAAGGGGGUAUAUGCCUGCCUACGAGUUAUACCUUGAUCAACUACGUAGGGGAUUCUUCAAAUCCCAGCACCGCGACGCAGAGCAGGAGAAGGGUCAAUUGAGAGUAGUCCUGGACAAAGAGAGAAAAAUACUCAAGAUUACACUAGCAUAA
Molecule: messenger RNA, 951 nt
Organism: Penicillium macrosclerotiorum
Lineage: Eukaryota; Fungi; Ascomycota; Eurotiomycetes; Eurotiales; Aspergillaceae
Exons: 1
Coding region: 1-951 (316 amino acids)
Cellular component (GO): cytoplasm
Source: RefSeq, a predicted model, not a curated record